UGACAACCUCAAACACCCCACCCACCGAGGGACAAACUGAACUCAGCCAUGAACUGAAGGGAAAAAAACUCAUCACUUCCUCAUCAUCCAAAAACCCAAACCUCAAAAAACAAAACAACACUGAGAAAACAAAUCCAUGUCCAUAUCCAUGGCCUUGUUUUCUCCUUCUACUACAUCCCUGUCUGUCAAACCCCAUUUCACCCAUAAAUCAACUUUUUUUCUCCCUCUCAGAAGACCCAUUCGUUUCCUUUCCACUCCCAAGUCUUUACCAGACAAUGGAGCGGGAGUUUCAGCUUCAGUUGCUGCUGUUGACGACGCAAAACCCAAGCAGAAAGACCCUGUACUUGAAGAGGCUGUGGCGGAGUCUGCUGGGACUAACGGGGCGGCUACGAGCCCAGGAAUUGACGUUUUGAGCAAGUUUGAGGAUCCUAGGUGGAUUGGAGGAACAUGGGACUUGAAACUGUUUCAGAAGAACGGGAGCACUGACUGGGAUGCUGUUAUUGAUGCUGAGGUCAAGAGGAGAAAAUGGCUCCAGGACAAUCCAGAAACAACCAGUAAUGAUGACCCUGUAGUGUUUGACACUUCCACCAUACCUUGGUGGGCAUGGAUGAAGAGGUUUCAUCUACCUGAAGCUGAAUUGCUUAACGGCCGUGCAGCAAUGAUAGGUUUCUUCAUGGCUUAUCUGGUUGAUAGCUUGACUGGAGUAGGUCUGGUUGAUCAAAUGAGCAACUUCUUCUGCAAGACUCUAUUGUUUGUAGCUGUUGUGGGAGUACUUUUAAUCAGGAAGAAUGAGGAUUUAGAUAACAUCAAGAAGCUGAUUGAAGAGACAACCUUUUACGACAAGCAAUGGCAAGCAACUUGGCAGGAUGAUACCAGUUCAGAGAAUAACUAGUUGAAUUUGCAGUUUUUUGUCCUUUAACAGUUCAUGUAUUUUUUCACCACUGCUAUAGUUGUAGUUUCCCCCUGUUUGUGAGGAAGCAGGGUUUGAAGUUUGAAUAGUUUCUGUGUGCCUAGCUAUGUUGCGUUCUUGAACUAUUGUGAUUAUGAUUUUAGCGUUAAUGAAAUGUUAAAGUUUGUGAAGAUUUCAGUUAAA
Theobroma cacao (cacao) is the source of this 1093-nucleotide messenger RNA. RefSeq names its product light-harvesting complex-like protein 3 isotype 2, chloroplastic. NCBI's taxonomy places the organism in Eukaryota, Viridiplantae, Streptophyta, Magnoliopsida, Malvales, Malvaceae. The record is from RefSeq and is a predicted model, not a curated record.